CUAGCGCUACGUCUCAAAGAUGUGUUGAAACAUGCUGGCUACAAAGUGUGGAUGGAUGUUGAACACAUGACUGGGUCAACACUGGAAGCAAUGGCACUAGCUGUUGAAAGGUCGGCUGUCGUUCUGAUAUGUAUGUCGCAAAAAUACAAGGAUAGUCCAAGCUGCAGAUCAGAGGCAGAAUAUACAUAUAAACUACGGAAGAGCUUCAUUCCUCUUUGUGUACAAGAAAAAUAUGAGGCAGAUGGAUGGUUAGGCAUGCUUAUAGGUACCAAACUGUACUUUGACAUCAGCACAGAACGACUGUUUGAUCAACAGAUACCAAAUCUGAUGAAGGAGCUCGGCGACCGAGGAAGACUGUCAUCUCAGAGACAGGAAGUUGAUGAUGAGAUUAUGACACCUGGUUAUGUAGCCAAACUGACCGCUGUCCAGUCAGCAAAACCUUCUUCUGCAAACUGGACAAUUGGUGAUGUAGCAGAGUGGAUGUCACGCCUUAACUUGUCAGAAGUUCCACAUGAACUGCUGCAGCUUGACGGUAACAUGCUUUGGGAGUCUAAGAAGAUGCUCGAGACUUCACCAGAUUUUCUCUACAACUAUCUCCAUGGUAACCUUAAAAUGAACUUUCCAGAUAUUCUCAAGCUUUCCAGAGCUCUCCGACAAUUGUAAACAAACCUAACAGUUCACGACUUUUGAAGGUGUUAAUUUGUUGUUGUUGCUUAACUUUUAUUUACUGUGAAUUUUCUGUGGGUCUAGACGUUCUCAAACUUUCCAGAGCUGUCCACCAAUUGUAAACACUCCAGGCACUACAAAUGAUUUUUGAAGGUGUGAAGUCUUUGUUUUUCUUUAGUUUUACUAAUUGUGUUUAUUUGCUGUGAAUUUUCUAUGGGUCUAGAUAUUCUCGAGCUUUCCAGAGCUCUCCGGCAAUUGUAAACAGUCCAGGCACUACAAAUGAUUUUGAAGGUGUGAAGUCUUUGUUUUUCUAUAGUUUUACUAAUUGUGUUUAUUUGCUGUGAAUUUUCUGUGGGUCUAGACGUUCUCAAACUUUCCAGAGCUCUCCGGCAAUUGUAAACAGUCCAGACACUACAAAUGAUUUUUGAAGGUGUGAAGUCUUUGUUUUUCUUUAGUUUUACUAAUUGUGUUUAUUUGCUGUGAAUUUUCUGUGGAUUCACCAAGUUUGUUGUGUUUUUCAGACCUCUGCAAUCUUCUGGUGUAGAUUCUGUGCUGAUGUUUUAUUUUCUAAACCUGUGAUUUUAGGUAGAAUUUAUGCGAAAAGAAAAAGAGAGGCAUAGUAUACCAAAAUUUCCCAAUGUGUGUCCUUGAUGGAGUGGAUAUUAUGGGUGGCUUUCUCUGCUGUAAAAUCAAUGAAAAUGCCCAAAUAUCCAAACCAACGAAGACAUUUGGAGUUUCCUGUUUUCUAUCGUGUAAACAGAUUGUAGACAGAAAUUCAACUUGUUUUAAGUAUUUAUCUCCUUUAUAGUUCUUUCCUUGCACCUGUUUUUAACAUGCACACUUCAGUCGAACAAGUUGAAGCCCAGUGUAAAUCAGAGCAUAGUGUACAACGGAGGAAAAAAUAUUACUGGUUAUAGAAUAUAGUGGAAGGUGGAAUGUUACUCGUUAUAGAGUUUGACUGGCCAUAGAAUGUAAUGUAUUGGUAGUGUAGUAUGUAAUGGAGUAUGAAUGAAAAAAAUUAUUGAGGACAGAAUGCAAUGGAGUUCUGGUUAAAAAAUAAAAUGAAGAAUAGAAUAUUACUGCAAGGUUAUUGAAUACUGAUUUCUGAAGAUUGGAGGUCAUGUUUGAAACAACGUAUCAAUAUUUGUAUCAAUAUUUUGUAUCCCUGUAUCAAACACUGGAAGAAGGUAGGGUACGUAAUGCCACUGUUUGUCUGUCAUUCCAUCCGUAACAUCCUAUCUGGAUGAUGACUCUAGUUCCCCUGGACCAAUAAAAAGCAAACUUUGCACACUGCUUCCUUAUUACUGAUGCUUGCUUUUUGGGUUAAAAGGUCAAACCUCAAGGUCACUGUUACUAUAAAUAAAAGUUGGCCGGUGUCAUAAUUUCUGGAUGAUGAAACUUCAAGGGGACCAAUGAAACUCGAACUUCAUAUAGGAGUGCUUGCUUGGCAUUGACAUUUGGAUCAACAUGUUGAAUGCCAAGGGUCACUUUUAUUUUAGAUAAAAUAUUGAUUUCUGCCUAAUGACUGAAGUUCAUUCUAUGUGAGUAAACUAAAACUUCACACAAUGCUCUCCUACUGACGUGGCUUGUUAAAAUUGCCUUUUUGUGUGAAAGGUCAAAGGUAAAUUCUUUAUCACUAUAUUUCCAGUCUAUAGCUCGGGUUUCUGUGGACAGAUUAGACUUGUACUUCACACAAGGCUUUAGCAACUGUAAUUUUGAUUGUGAUUGUUGGAUUGCUUUUCAACUCAAAAUUUCAAAUUAGGUCAAGGUUACUGUAACUAUGAAAAGGAAACUUAUUGAGACACAAAAGCUCUAGCUCUCUGGAGUGACCAAUCACAAAAAGUUGUAAAACAGUUGCUGGAUUCAAUCAAUCAAUUUUGGGGGAAGGAUUUAUUAUCAUCCAGCAGUUUCAAAUUAGGAACGGGUCUUUGUAAUAUUGAAACCUUUUUUAUGUACAAUAAACGGUAAUAUGUUACAUUUUACAGGUAAUGAAUUUUUAUAUCAGGUAAGUUUACUAUCGUGAUCAGAAUAGGAUAUGGAUGUUUUCAGUGCAUAUGUAUAAUAGAUUUGUUUUAUUUUGCUGUGUAUAAAUUAUGGUGUUUUCUUUAAGUACACACUGAGUUUAUAUUGAUGAAAUGUUUCUGUUCAGUACAAGGUAAAACAAACUGUAUUGAUAGAAUUUUUUAAUUUUGCUGUGUAAUAUUUUGAAUAUUGAUUUUCUGAACAACUGUGAUAGUCAGUGUUAAAUUUUUAUAGAUCUGUCAUUGGUAGUGAUAUUAUGUUAUUGUGUUGCCUGUUUGUCUCUAUAUCAGUAAUUUCUAGUUGUUAGAUUACGUAGAACUGAUGUUUUCAUCAGUGUGAUAAAUUCCAUUCUUUGUUCUUAAAUGAGAACUUAUUGAUAUGAAUAAAGGUUUUGGUUAAGACAA
Messenger RNA from Ylistrum balloti, 3092 nucleotides. RefSeq lists its product as uncharacterized. Bases 52 to 663 code for a protein of 203 amino acids. The record is from RefSeq and is a predicted model, not a curated record. Lineage: Eukaryota; Metazoa; Mollusca; Bivalvia; Pectinida; Pectinidae. Gene Ontology annotation, biological process: signal transduction. The transcript is spliced from 5 exons.